Messenger RNA from Thyridium curvatum, 1572 nucleotides. RefSeq lists its product as uncharacterized. Bases 1 to 1572 code for a protein of 523 amino acids. The transcript is spliced from 7 exons. NCBI's taxonomy places the organism in Eukaryota, Fungi, Ascomycota, Sordariomycetes, Thyridiales, Thyridiaceae. The record is from RefSeq and is a predicted model, not a curated record.
AUGGCAGCACCCGUGGUCGAAAAUAUCACUCUCCCAAUCCCGGGUCAUGGGAGCCUGCGAGGCGUACGAUGCGGUACCUCAGUGAAUAGGUUCCUAGGUGUACCCUACGCCCUCCCUCCCAUAGGGCCCCGACGUUGGCAAAAGCCUGCCGCUCUGCCGCCAGACUUUGUGUAUGGCGAAAACGGCGCUCCUCUCGACUGCACAAAGCUUGGCCCCAUAUGUCCACAGCCAGAUUAUGUGAUGAAUGGGACAAAUCUCUCGGCUGUGGAGGGUGCAUCGAAUUCCGAGGAUUGUCUCUUGCUGAAUAUUUGGGCUCCAGCAGCCAAGCAGCACAGCAGCCAAAAAUGGCCUGUGUAUGUAUGGCUCCAUGGCGGCUGGUUACAAAUAGGGAAUCCUUGCCACACGCCUCGGACUGACCCUUGGGAGCUGGUCGACAAGUCGGGGGCCAACCUACAAGCGGUUGUGGUGGCUGUUGGGUAUCGCCUCAACAUAUUCGGGUUCUUAGCCGGAGAAGGUGUCAAUGGCAACUUUGGACAUUGGGAUCAGCGAUGUGCCCUGGAAUGGGUACAAAAGCACAUUUCGAGCUUCGGAGGUGAUCCACAUCUGGUGACUUUGGGAGGUCUCAGUGCUGGUGCCUUGUCAACACAUUACCAACUGCAAUACGAGUUGCUCCAUGGGGCCGAGUCAACCCCGUUGUUUCAGAAUAUCUUCAUGUGCUCCAAUGCGAUCUCGGUUCAACCUAAAUCAAUUCAAGAAUCGGACUCCCAACUGCAGGACGUCUUUUCUGUGUUCAAAAUUGACCCAUCCCUUCCCGCGCAGGAGAAAAUCGACCGCCUCCGUGCGAUACCUGCGAGCGAAUUAGUGGCUAGUUUCCCCUUGAUGCGGUUGGACACGUUCCGUACGGUGACCGACGAGAACUUCGUUUUGCGCGACAUGCUCAAGCUGUUGAGAAAUGGCACAAUAGCCAAAUUGUUCAAAGAACGAGACAUGAAAAUUUUGAUUGGCGAAGCUGAAAGCGAGCAUCACAUGUAUGCUCUGAUCAACCCGCCUUCUUCCAAGAGCAUGUUGCAAACGGCUUUAGAGAACUACUAUCCAGCGGAGAUCUGCAAGAAGCUGAUUCCGAGAUACAAUUCGGGUGAGGAGCAUGACGUUGGUCAGAUUUAUGGAAUGAUCACAUCGGAUGUUCAAGUUCGUGCGCCGAUCAGAGCAUUUGCCAAGACUCUUGUGGAUGCUGGGGUUCCAUUAAGCAAUAUCUGUCGGUACCGCAGCAGCUUCCGGGCAAAGUGCAUCGAUAGUCUUUACGAUCCCAAUUUGGGCGUGACACAUUCUGUCGACAUGUGCGUUUGGUGGUAUUUGAUACGUUUUGGCUAUGACGAGCCAGAGACUGCGGCAACCAAGGACUGGUUAUCGCGAACGUUAAUACCCUUGGUCAGGGGCGAUUCCAUGCACCCGGGAUGCUCCACCAUUAAGCAGUAUCUGGUGUUUAGGCCUGAUGCCAGCAUAGAGGUGGUGGAUGAUGUGUACUGGGAUGACAUGAUAGCGACAUCUGAACUAUGUGCCGAGACAGCUUAG